ACGUGACGCAGCGUUUUCCCGUAUGAGGCCGCCUCCGCACGAGCUCAGCAGACCAGAGCGAACGGCGCCGCCACAUCAGCCUGCAGUGAAACAACAACUAGCCCUAAACUAAACUUCAUUUACAUUCGUGUUGGUACAUGGAAGUGAAGUAGGCCUAAAGAAGAUAUCCGUCGGUAGUCGUCCAGGUGGCCUAGGAUGGAGUGAAACCUUUGGGAUAAUGGAGGGAGGAGUUCACACAGGAAAAUGGAUCCCCAAAGCCUCUGCUGGCACCAUACUGCUCCUCAUGUGCAUGUUCAUCCCCACUUUGACAGCUUUGUUACAACUGUCAGAGGAGCUGAAGUGUCAAGAUGACGAGUAUCUUAAUGAAGAAAUAGGAGUUUGUUGCAACAAAUGCCAUCCAGGUUUUAAGCUCGUAAAAAUGUGUCCUAAUAAGGACCAGAGGAGUAACUGCACCGCCUGUCCUAAAUCACAGUUCAACGAAGAGAGGAACUACACCCCAAACUGCAGAACGUGCAAAAUCUGCAGAAAAUCAUGGCAUGAAAUAGAGGAAUCACCGUGUGACACAAAGCACAACACUGUUUGCCGCUGUGAGGACGGUUAUUACAAAUCAAUCAUCGACUCUGAAAAUAGCGAAUGUAUCCGAUGUUCACGAUGUGGGCAAAAUAAGAGGGAAAAACAGAAAUGUACACGGAGAAAAACACUGAGUGUGAAUGUACAGAGAACUACCAGAGUGUCAAGAACAGGUGUGAACCCUGCAAGAAUUGUUCCGCCGGUGCAAACAUCUGUGUCCUCAGACUACAAAAAUGACGUGGAUCAGACGUCAAUUGGUGGUCCGAUACCUCCUGAGCCCGGGGAAAGAUAUCUUGUCAAAAUAUUAGGAGUAUUUUUUGCUGUUGCUAUGGUAAUGUCGGGGGUGUUGGUUGCCAUCACCUACAUUGCAACAAAACGGUCCACGAAGAACAAGUUGCUGAAGUCGUCCUCCGAAGCAUCUGAUGACUCUCUGGACUCGUGUGAGAGCGGCCUGAUAUACAAAGAGCAGCAUUCUAACAGCAGUGUUGAGGCUGCCCCCAUAAGUCCUGUGAGGGAUCAGGAGAGGUCCGAUCUGCUGGGCAGCCCCCCUCUGGAAAUCAAGAUCCCUGACCUGAUCUACAUGGUGCUGGAUCUUGUUCCUGUGCUGAAGGUGAAGCAGCUGAUGCGCGCUCUUGGUGUAAGGGAUUCAGAGAUCGAACACGCGGAGCUGGAUUACAGAUCCUCCCGGGAGGCUCACUACCAGAUGCUGAGGGUGUGGGCUGAGAGAGGGUCCCGUGCAGGUGGCGGAGGAUGUGGGGGAAUGCUGCACAGGCCCCUGCUGCAGGAGUUGUUGGACAAACUGAGAGAGAUGAAUCUUGGACGGGCGGCAGAGGAGCUGGAAACAAAGUACGGCAUUCAGUGAUUCUGCGACAGGGUGAAAAAGCUUAUGAAACCAAGUAUUGUUCUUUUCAGAGACUCACUUACGGUGCUACAAUUAGAGCAGUCAUUUCACAGCAGCCAGCGUCACUGAGCACUCUACCUCUCCUCCUGCAAGUUACUCGCUAAGAUGCCAGAUUCAAACUACUGAGAGUGACGGAUGAAAUGGUUCAGGGAGGAGGUGUCACCGAAAAAUGUGAUUUUGCACUGAUAUAUUCUGCUUAAAAUGUGUCAAGAGCUUUUAGCAUUUUGCAUGUUUCUAAGUGAUCUCAGAGGGAUAAUGAGACCUUCUGGGAACCAGGCUUUUUUCUGAUUGUGCACAGAGCUAGAUGUUGUAACAUCAUCUGUAAAUUAAAUAAGCCCAGCAGCCAGUUAGCAAAUUUAGCAUCAAGACUGGAAACAGGAGGAAACAGCUAGCCUUGCUCUCUCCUAAAGUAGAAAAACAACAACCUAUUGAUACGUGUGAACAUGUUUGAUCUGAACAGAUACAAAGUGUACUGGCCAAAAUUUGGAGUUUUACAUGGAGUUUCAUCCUGGAGCUGUGAGCUAUAGAUGUAAAAGUGGCCUGAGGAAGGAUCAAUGCGAUCUCUUUGAAGUUUCCAGUUUUUAAGCUAAACUAGCUGAGCUAACAGACUCCAGCUUUGUAAUGCCAAAACAAAUAUGAGUUUGGAUUUCAAAUUUAACUUGUCUAGAAAAUGACUGAUUAUAUUUCCAAAAAUGUCCAAUUGAAUCUUUAAAGCUGGUGAAACCUUUUCUAGACUGCGCUGUUUAAGUAUCACUUUACUGUAAAUUAUGCUUUUGGGAAUAAUGGGGACAUGGAGUCAUAUUAUUUCAUACUGGACUGUUUAUUUUUUAUUGUAAAACAUUAUGAUGUGAUGACUGUAUUCUGUCCUUUAUAUUUAUGUUGCUUUGAUUGACCAGCAACCCUUAAAUCAGUGGUUCACAAACCUUUUUGGCUCAUGACCCCACUUUGACUUCACCAAACCACAUACAGCUUUUUACUCAAAUGAAUUUGUUUUCAAUCACGUAAUAGAUUUUCUACUGUGUAGGCUUUAUCGUGUAUAUUAUUGUGGACAGAGGAAGACAUGCUGGGAGGACAUUUCUACACAAUGGAUGACAGACAGAGACUCACAAGUUCCUUGUUUUCCAUUUGCUAUGGCCCUCGGGUAGCCUGUGUUCAGUAUAUUUAAAUAUUUAGUAUAUUUUUUAUUGAUCAGUUAAUACAAAUUUCAGGCGACCCCAUUUGUAUGGGUAGGUAAAAGAAUUGCAUAGUCUUCUUAUUUAAAUAGAGGGAACUGCAUAAUCAAAUGGUUCCAUGUGAGACACAAAGUUAACAGGUAAUGUUUUAAAUAGUUCCUGUAUAACUGUGGGAAAGGUUGUAGUCUUUUGGGAACAAUAACAAAGCGAGGGAAGUCUUUAGUUCCUACUCAAUGUGGGCCUCUGUUCGCAGCCACAUUAGCAUUCUUUUCAGCACUAUUAUCCAAGCAUUAUUCACGGCAGUUAAAGGAAAGAGGACACACCUUGUCUCAGUACGCCUCAGCCAAAACAACUUUUAUAAUAUCAGGCACAGCCUGUAGUUCGAGAUAUGAAACGGUCGCUCACAGACUGACUGAGGGGUCGUUAAAAAGCUCCUCUACCCUUCUCAUGGAAAUUAAUUCAAACCAAAUGUUGUAUACGAGUGAACAAUCAAUGUUGAACACUGUCACAUGUACAAGACCGUGUAUACAUAUCAGAACUUUUAAUAAAUGUGUCAUAUAUCUUGAGUGUA
Molecule: messenger RNA, 3214 nt
Organism: Labrus bergylta (ballan wrasse)
Lineage: Eukaryota; Metazoa; Chordata; Actinopteri; Labriformes; Labridae
Source: RefSeq, a predicted model, not a curated record